Molecule: messenger RNA, 738 nt
Organism: Maudiozyma barnettii
Lineage: Eukaryota; Fungi; Ascomycota; Saccharomycetes; Saccharomycetales; Saccharomycetaceae
Gene: EFM5
Product: protein-lysine N-methyltransferase
Exons: 1
Coding region: 1-738 (245 amino acids)
Molecular function (GO): protein-lysine N-methyltransferase activity
Source: RefSeq, a predicted model, not a curated record
AUGUCUGACUCAGAUUCUGAUAUGGAAGUAAGUUUAUCAGCAAAUGCACUUGCUGCACUUGCUGAAUUUAGACAAGAGGAGCAACAACGUGCUGAAGAAUUUGAAAAAAUGUACCAAGCCACAGAUGAGGAAUAUCAGAAGAGAAAGAAAGAAGGUAUGAAUUUAUUCCAAGAGGAUUGGCAAUUGUCGCAAUUCUGGUACAGUGAUGCAACUGCCGAUUUGCUUGCUGAUGCGUUAUUGGAAGGGGCAGAUGAGAAUACUGUCAUUGCUGUUGUAAGUGCACCAUCAGUUUACGCCGCUAUACAAAAGAAACCAGAAGAAGAUAUACCGACCAAACACAUAUAUCUUUUUGAGUUUGAUAAAAGAUUUGAAGUUAUGGCUGGUAAAGAUCAUUUUGUAUUUUACAAUUAUGAAGUUCCAACAGAGUUUGAAUCUGAAAUAAAGCAUAAAGUUGACAGAUUAUUGAUUGAUCCUCCUUUUUUAAAUGAAAACUGCCAAACUAAAUCGUCUAUUACAGCUAACGUAUUAUUAGCUCCUAAUGAUGGUUCCAAGACGGCAAACGGAAUCGCUAAACAUCGUUUAAUCUCCUGUACUGGUGAAAGAAUGAAGGACAUCAUGAAGAAAGUAUAUCCUGAAACUAAUAUUACCACUUUCCUACCUGAACAUGGUAAUGGAUUGAGUAAUGAGUUUAGAUGUUAUGCCGAUUUUGAAUGGAACGGUUGGAAAUUUGAAAUUUGA